UUCGUCUCCCCCAAAAUUCCUCAUCUCCUUCAAUAAAUCAUUCUGCAGAUAAGGAGAUCAACCAGUUAUUGACCUGGAUAGCUAAGAAGACCGAUUGAAGAAUUUUUAAAUUUUUUUACCUGUAAAUCAAUGGAGUGCAGCGGCAGGUCGAAGAAGGACAGCAGCAGUAGUCCGGAGAAGAAAGAUCAGAAGGAUUUGUUCCAUGUAAUCAACAAAGUUCCAUCUGGCGAUGGCCCCUACGUCAGAGCCAAACGCGCUCAGGUUGUGGAGAAGGAUCCGGAGACAGCAGUGGUGUGGUUUUGGAAAGCCAUAAAUGCAGGAGAUAGAGUAGACAGUGCUCUCAAGGACAUGGCCGUCGUCUUGAAGCAGCUCAACAGACCAGAACAGGCCAUCGAAGCAAUCAAAUCGUUCCGCAGCCUUUGCCCCAAAAACUCACAGCCUUCGCUCGACAAUGUACUCAUCGACUUGUACAAGAAAUGCGGGAAAAUUGAUGAGCAAAUAGCGCUGCUAAAGCAUAAGCUGAGACUUAUAUACAUCGGCGAGGCGUUCCAUGGCCGGCCGACGAGGACGGCGCGGUCGCACGGGAAGAAGUUUCAGGUUUCCGUCCGGCAAGAAACGUCAAGGCUACUUGGGAAUCUAGCGUGGGCAUAUAUGCAGAAGUCAGAUUUCAUGACGGCGGAAGUGGUGUACCGGAAAGCUCAGAUGAUCGAUCCAGAUGCCAACAAGGCGCUGAACCUCUGCCACUGCCUGAUGGAGCAGGAGCGGUGGCAAGAGGCGGGGGCGGUUCUGCAGGAGGUGGUGCAGCACAAAGUUGCAGGCUCGGACGACGCCAAGGCGAGGAAGAGGGCAGUCGAGUUGUCCCUGGAAUUGGAUUCCAGGCACCCUGCCGGAGACUGCCCUCUGGCGCUGGACAUCAUUCCGGGGCUGCUGUUUGACGUCGAGGACGCCCUCAUGGAGGAGCUCGACGCCAUCAUCAAUGAAAGGGCGCCUACGAGAUCCAGAAGGCUCCCCAUUUUCGAACAGAUUUCUCAGUUUAGAGAUCAGCUGGCCUGUUAAUUUAUGUAAGUAUGGUGUAGUGUAUAUUUGUUUGUGUGGGUUUGCACAAAUGCAGGAUUUGUAAUAAAGGGGUGAAAAUAUCGCAAAUAAACUAAAAACUAGUAUGUAUGUGGAGAGGGUUACAGUGCUAAAAUAGCACAUUAAACAUACGUUUUCAAUAUGAUCGGAUAGCAUACCCUAUUUGCAUUAGGGUGUUGGGGCGUGUUUGUUCGGGAGAUUCUUCCUAAAAUU
Messenger RNA from Andrographis paniculata, 1287 nucleotides. Its product is annotated as protein SULFUR DEFICIENCY-INDUCED 1-like. The record is from RefSeq and is a predicted model, not a curated record. Bases 130 to 1056 code for a protein of 308 amino acids. The transcript is spliced from 4 exons. Gene Ontology annotation, molecular function: protein binding. NCBI's taxonomy places the organism in Eukaryota, Viridiplantae, Streptophyta, Magnoliopsida, Lamiales, Acanthaceae.